Molecule: messenger RNA, 585 nt
Organism: Lentinula edodes (shiitake mushroom)
Lineage: Eukaryota; Fungi; Basidiomycota; Agaricomycetes; Agaricales; Omphalotaceae
Exons: 4
Coding region: 1-585 (194 amino acids)
Source: RefSeq, a predicted model, not a curated record
AUGCUGAACGAUCUCGUUCCCGAGGCCGGGACAUGGCAUACCUCGUCUGGCCGUGGAGGAUUGGGCAACAUUCACCAUGCUGUUGAUCCUGCCAUACACAAAUCUGGACCUGAUGAUUAUUCUGUAACUCGAGGCAGAGAGCCCGCUGUUCAUCCUGAUCAAGUCAUAUCGACGGGAAGGGGAGGCGCAGGGAAUAUUCGUUCACCGUCUCGAGAUGCUGGUUCAUAUUCGCAUACGCCUGUAGGCCCCGAUCCCCGUCAGGAAGAGCUCAUACGAGCUGAAGCAGACCGUGAAGGAGCAGUGCAUAGCACAGGUCGAGGUGGACUGGGCAAUAUGUCGCGAUCUCGCUCUCGAGGUCCUCGAACUGCUCUUGCUCAAGAGCAUUCUGCUUCUGGGGAUCCUGAACAUCACAAGCAUACUGGAGUUUCUGAACUCAUCCACAAGGUCCUGCACCCUCAUCCUCAUCACAUCCAAGAAAGCGGCCGCCACGAGCCUCAUGCACAAAUUCCGGCAGAGUCUACACCGAAGAACUCCGUUGAUCAUGAAGCCCCUCCGUUGACCUUCAGUCGCGCUGAUGCUAAAUGA